Molecule: messenger RNA, 1495 nt
Organism: Anarrhichthys ocellatus (wolf-eel)
Lineage: Eukaryota; Metazoa; Chordata; Actinopteri; Perciformes; Anarhichadidae
Product: mitochondrial uncoupling protein 2-like
Exons: 7
Coding region: 141-1070 (309 amino acids)
Biological process (GO): transmembrane transport
Source: RefSeq, a predicted model, not a curated record
AAGGGACUAACUGCCUCCAGGAUUGUGUAUUCUUUCUCUGAGCUGGAUUACAACUUUCCUGGAAAACCAUCUAGGGGUCCUGGGGGAAAAAAUCAUUAAGAGCAGAUUUUUCUAUUGAUGUCAUCAACCUAGACCUAGAAAUGGUUGGCAUCAAGCCCAAAGACGCGGUGCCCUCUGCGGCAGUUAAAUUCUUCGGAGCAGGUAUGGCGGGCUGCAUUGCUGACCUCAUCACCUUUCCAUUGGAUACCGCCAAAGUCAGACUACAGAUUCAGGGAGAGUCUCAGAAAGUUGAAGGGGCCAAUGCAGUGAAGUAUCGUGGAGUGUUUGGCACCAUCACCACCAUAGUGCGCACAGAGGGGCCCAGGAGCCUUUACAGUGGACUGGUGGCAGGACUCCAGAGGCAGAUGAGCUUCGCCUCAGUCCGAAUUGGCCUCUAUGACUCCAUGAAGCAAUUCUACACUCGAGGCACUGAGAGUGCCGGGAUUGUUACUCGGCUCAUGGCAGGAUGUACCACGGGAGCCAUGGCUGUGGCUUUUGCUCAACCAACAGAUGUGGUGAAGGUGCGCUUCCAAGCCCAGGUGCGGCUGGCUGACGGUGGGAGGAGAUACAACAGCACCCUGGAUGCCUACAAGACGAUUGCCCGAACUGAGGGAGUACGGGGCCUUUGGAAAGGUUGUAUGCCCAACAUCACCCGUAAUGCGAUUGUAAACUGUGCAGAGCUGGUGACCUAUGACAUGAUCAAAGAACUCAUCCUGAAGUAUGACCUAAUGACAGACAACCUGCCGUGUCACUUCACGGCUGCCUUUGGUGCAGGCUUCUGCACAACGGUAGUGGCUUCUCCUGUGGAUGUGGUCAAAACGCGGUUCAUGAAUUCGGCAGACGGCCAGUACAGGAGCGCUACCAGCUGUGCUCUCACCAUGGUGAAAAAUGAAGGACCCAGCGCCUUCUAUAAAGGGUUCAUGCCUUCUUUCUUGCGACUGGGGUCGUGGAACAUUGUGAUGUUUGUGACAUAUGAACAAAUUAAAAGAGGUAUGACCAGGACACAGCAGUACUGGGAGUCGCCGCUUUGACCUCAGCUUGACUACUUUUUUAGACGGGACUGCACAGACACAACGGCCUAACCUUCACCACGAUGCAGUGGUGACCCGGGGUUGGAAAAGGGUGUCAUGAAGCUCUACAACUUAAAUAAACAGACUCUGAGAGCAUCGUUGCAAUAACAAAAUGAUGCAUGUAUGAAGAGACAUUUUAUGGAUUGUAAUGGAGAGCACCUCUAUCAGAAAAUGCUGAUUGAGGAGUGAAAGACGGAUGUGCAAUUGUAAUUCCACAGGGUUACUGUAUGUUUGAUCUCUUUUCCAGAUACUGUAUAUAGGCUACUAAAACCUUGAUCAGCUUGCUGUUACAUAACUUUGAAGAUGGAUGUUUACAAGAAUGAACUGUGAGAUAAUGUGAGCAAUGUUACGGUGUCAUUUUAUUUGUUAUUCAGGGUAGGUUUUCC